This is a messenger RNA of Tetrahymena thermophila SB210, 828 nucleotides long. Its product is annotated as transmembrane protein, putative. The transcript has a single exon. The record is from RefSeq and is a predicted model, not a curated record. Lineage: Eukaryota; Ciliophora; Oligohymenophorea; Hymenostomatida; Tetrahymenidae.
AUGAAGAAAGUGAUUGAGUCAUAGAAGAAGAAGAAAAUGAAGACAUUUUAUUUACAUAAUAUAAUACAAAAUUGUAUUGAGUUAUAAAAAAGACGAACACAAAAUUAACAAAUCUAAGUAAAAAAAAUAAACAAAAAAAGAAUAAUACAUACAUCAAAUUUCAAGGCUAUUUUUUUCUUUAGUUUAAAAUAUUUCAAAUAAAAUAAAGUUAAACUAAAGAGUUUUAAUUUAGUUAAUAAACUAUUUGAUAGAUGCUUUAAGGAGAGGGUUUUAAUAUAUUUAUUUAUUGUAUUAAUAUAAAUUAUCAUUACUUAAAAUAUACUAUUUAUUAUUGUAAGCAAAAAUGAUUAACUCAGUAAUAGUAACCUAGUAUGCUUUAUUUUAAUGAAGCAAUCAACUAAUAUAAAGCAAAAACUAAGUAAGAGCUAAUAAGAAGAUAAAAAGGUUUUGAAUAAAACCAGUAAAUAUUAAUUUUAUUCACUCACUCACUCGUUAAGAGCUUCGAUUAUUUCUGAGAAUAUUUCUUCUACAAGAUCUAAAGAGAUUUCUUUGUUUUUCUCAAUAAAAAUUUAUUUCAUGCUUUCAUAUUCAGUUAGACGAUAUAACCUAAAUUCAAUUAUCAUGUUUAUAAGAUGCAUUUUUAAAACUUUCAGACUUUCUUCGCUGAUGUCUUCUAAUUAUGGCACUUCUUCUAUGAUGGCUGUCCAUUUUUAUUCUUCAUCCAUAUACUUUUUGUUAGUGUCUAAAUCAAUAUCCAUUUAAUUUCGGGCUUCCUUUUUAUUUGAGCUCAAGUUAGCACUUUUUUUACUUUUUUCUGAUAGAGAAUGA